GAACCGGCACGCCUAGUUCCGGUAUUACGGUAACUGAAAGGCUGCGUUGCUUCUGUGUCAGACAGACCGGUGUUUUACUGGAAGACGCCGAGCCGAACAGGUCUUGGAUGUUAUCCUCUCCGCCGAGACACGGACAUCACUUAAACUAGCCAGGUUCAACUUGGAGUAUUUAUCACGUGGCUUUUUCAAGAACCUCAAUUUCCACGUUGUGACAUUUUGGGGCAACAGAGAUUCCUUGGAUUCAUCUUGACUCAUCCUCCAAAGUCCCUGACCACAAUAAGAGAAAUUGAGAUUCCCAACCCUUUGCCCGGUCUUGCCAGCUGCUAUAUAGCAACAGCAUGGCAGACAGUCGACAGCCGGAAGACAGCGCCGCUCAGUGGGACCCAUCAGGAGGGCAAGAACCUGGCGGCACCCAUGGAGCAAACAGCUACUCUUCGUCAGCCUAUCGGACCUGCCAGCCUGGAGGGGCCCACAUGACCACCGCUCCUUACACUGCGAGGGAGAAUGGAUUUAAUGGCGAACUAGCUGGAGCUCCCGCUAUCACUGCAGAGCAAGUUUCGGCACGGAUUGUGCAGGAAGUGACAGCAGAGGCAGUGGCGGUGCUAAAGGGAGAACAGGAGACUCAGCGGCUGCCGUCAGUUGAAGAUACCACCAACUUGCCUCCCUCCCCUCCCCCUUCACCUGCAGCUGAACACUUUGGUCCCUUGGAGCAAGAUGUAGGGGAUGAGGAGGAGGCGGGCCCUCUCCGCCGCUUCCAAAAUUCUCGGGAGAGGUGCAAGUUCCUCGCCCCCUCCAUCUCAGUUUCCGUGCCCGAGGACGACCCCUACCACUCCGACGAGGAGUACUAUGAGCACCCAUUGUUCAGCCCAGAGUGGACGCACUCGGGCGCUCGCCCCACAGGGCACGCCGUGGCCUUUAGACAGAUUGAAGAAGAGACCAUGGAGGCUCUUACAGCUGAAUACGAGGAAGAGGAGGAAGAGGUUGAAGAGGAGGAGGAGGAGGAGGAGGAGGAGGAGAGUGCAGAGGCGGCAAUGUCCGAAGCAGCUCUUGAUGAGCAGCAGUGGAGUGGGGAAGAGCCCGAGCUGGACAGCCCCAAAGCUGAACUCUUAGAUCAGACAGAGGCCUUAGACGAGGCACAGGUUGUAGACCUGGGGCAGUCUGAGGCAGCUAGUGCUGCCACAGAAAGCUCUGUGGACAGAGAGGAGGAAGAGGAGGAGGAGGAGGAGGAUGCAGAGGGUGAGGAAAGCCAUGAGACAGGUGUGUCCUGCCCUCUGCUCUCCCUGCCUGCAUGUUACUUGAUGGCUGUAUUUGUGCUACCGGCUUACAAACGAUCCUUGUUCAUAGCAUGCUUAAGCAAUAUUUUUUUCUUUUGUGAAAGAAACAGUCAACUUACAGAUAUCUUUGCAGCUUUGAAGAUGGAUGCAGACAAGCAGGACAGUGAGUCGAUGAGCCCUGACAGCAUUGGAUCAGAAAAGCGCCCUGAGGAGUUUUUUGAGCCUCAGAUGCAAGGUUUCUUUGCUGGUGAACGAGUUGUACCGGAGAGCCCGACCAUGGAUAUGCCAUCUUUUGUGCCUCCAGAUGUUCAAAUCCAAGCCAAAGAACCAGUCAGAUCUCUCACACUUCAGCCCACAUAUGGGGAGCCAAUCACAGUGUCAGAAAAACAGCCAUCAGUGGAGGUGGUGGAGUUCAGCAGCAUCACUGCUCCUUCUGACUUUUCUUCGAUGGGAGUUAAAGCUCAGGCAGGAGACACAACUAGAGAGGCCAGAGACAAAUCAGGCAUGUCGGCAUACUUUGAAACUUCAACUAUGGAGACCGAGGAAGGUACAGAAUGUAAGGGCGAGGGUUAUUAUGAACUGAGUCGAUCUGGUGAAAAAACGAAUAAAGAUGAUUCCAAGUCCCAAGAAGUCAGCUACAGCACACUGGCAGAAGCUAAGGAUAACCCUGGAAUAAAAACAGCUCCACCUGGAGAUACCGACAUGUUUGCAAUUCCUGAUAGAAGUAAUGAAUGCAGGCUUUCGCCCGGUAAGCUCGCCUUAGAGCAGAGGAGUUAUUCACUCAACAUCACCAUUGGAACAACAGAUCAGAGUGGACAAGGCAGGCAAAGAAACUUCACCCCCCUGGCCACAGACAUCAUGUCAUAUACAAGUGGAAGUCUUGACGAGUCGGCUGACUACCUUCCAGUUUCUACACCCUGCAUAGAUAAGCCUCCGUCAUUUCCUCCUCUCAUCCUUGAGACUGCUGCUUCAGUCACAUCGGAUUCCUCUUCCCCUCCAAGAUCCGCUGAACCACCAUUAAAGGUCAGUCCAGAACCUGAAUCUCCUGAAUCACCCGAGCCAAAUAAAGGCCCUUACAAAAAUGGUUCAGUGAUGACACAGGACUUGCCGGAGAUGCUAGACCUUGCUGGUACCCGGUCCAGGCUGGCUUCAGAAAACGCAGACCCUGAAAUAAUCCAGAAGAAGCCACUCAAAGAUGAUGUUCCUAUCUUCACUGAUGAUCCUCUCGCUAGUAUGACUUCAGGGGAGCUGAGUCCUGGUGUAAGAAAAAGUGAUAGUCAACUGGAAGAGAUGGGGUAUUGUGUGUUCAGUGAAUAUUCAGGGCCUAUGCCAUCCCCUGCAGAUGUCCUCAGCCCUACAAACACCUGUGGACAAGUUUUUACCCCUUCUGUCUUGGAGGAGAAAGUGGCUGAACAGGCAAGAAAAUUAGCAGUAAGAGAUACAUCCUUGGAAGACAAGACUUUGUCAUCUGGAGGUGCCGAUGUUUAUGAGAGGGAUGACCAAAGCCAAGGGGAAAGAAAUGAUUCACUUGAAGAAAGCAGCAAAUACGAUUCAAAUGAUCAUCCAGCAAAAUCUGUAAGUGAGACACCUUUUGGUCAGCUUAGUGAGCCCUUUGUGACACCAACUGUCACCGUGACUCUAGAGGAAGGAGAGAGGUCAACGAGUGAGACCGAACGCCAAGCCAGUGGCGAAGGUUCAGUAUCAGAAACCGAGAUCGCCGACUAUGAGAGGCAGAUCCGCAAGCUGGAGAUGGAGGACAGGCCUCUAAGUCUUGAGGAGGAGCGGGAACUCCAGGAGCUCCGGGAGAAAGUGAAGCUGGUGCAUCAAGAGGCCUACGAAGAGGUGGAUGCUGAGGAUGUUUACCAGUUGACUGGCAUGGCCAAGGACCGCAUUGCCAGGCCAGUGAAAACAUCACCUACUUCUUCUAUAGAGAGCAACAUUGAUGAUGACAAACUGCUUUCCCCAGUACUCUCACCCUCCAAACUUAAGCAAAGAGAAUUAUACGGUUCACCCAAAAGAGCAGCUUCGCCUGUGUCAGGAGUAAACAAAGAUGAAAGGGAUGAACAAGAGAGGAAAAUGAAGGAAGACCAAGAAAGGGAAGCAACUGAGCGAAUAAAGAAAGACGAGGAAGAGAGAAGAAUGAAGGAGGAAGCAGAAUUCAAAGAAAGAGAGGAACAAGAGAGAAGGGAGAAAAAAGAGGCGGAAAGGAUACUGAAGGAAGAGAGAGAAAGGCACGAGAAAGAGUUGACAGAAAGACUUGAGAAAGAACAUAAAGAGAAAGAGGAGAUGGAGAUGAAAGAAAUGGAGGAGAAAGAGAAGAAAGAGAGGGUAGAAAGAGAAGAGAGGGAGAGAAAAGAUAAAGAAGAAUUGGAGAUGAAGGAAAAAGAAAUGGAAGAGAGGGAGAGGAAAGAAAUGGAAGAGAGGGAGAGGAAGGAGAAGGAAGAAAUACAAGAGAGGGAGAGGAAGGAGAAAGAAGAAAGGGAGAGGAAAGAAAUAGAAGAGAGGGAGAGGAAGGAGAAAGAAGAAAAGGAGAGGGAAGAAAUAGAAGAGAGGGAGAGGAAGGAGAAAGAAAAGGAGAGGGAAGAAAAAGUGAAAGAACAAAUGGAACGAGAGGAAAGAGAAAGGAAUGAAAGAAUGGAAAAAGAGAGAGCAGAGCAGGAACUGAAAGAGAAAAUGGAAAAGGAAAAGAUGGAGAGGGAAAUAAGAGAGAAGGAGGAGAUGGAAAAGAUGGAGAGGGAACUCAAUAAGGAGAAAGAACAAGAGAAACUGGCUGAAAUAGACAAAAUGGUUUCAGACCAGCCAGUAGAAGCCAAAGGAAUGCAGCAGACAGAAAAUGUCUCCAUAAAUCUUGCUGAAGGAAAUCUGCCUAAAAAGGAGAAUGCAGAAGUAGAGGUGACAAAAGAGAUACCAGAGACCCAUGCUGCGAUUGAAUCUGUGGUGAUGGUUGAAGACGAUUUCAUCACAGUGGUGCAAACCAUCGAUGAAGCCGAAGAACCUGGUCACAGUGUUCGUUUCUCUGCUCCACCUGAGGCAGAAGCCCUUUGUGUUGGUGCACGGAAAGAAGAAGAAGAAGGGGCAGAAGAUGAUGAAUCUAUAGAGCUGGCUGAGGAAGCAGAUUUGGAGGCAGCCAGCCUUGAAGAGGUAGGGGAAGUUCCUGAAGCCCCUGCCUCCCCAGCACAGGAAGCUCAGACCAGAGAAACAGAGGGACGGUCAGAAAGCUACGAUAGAGAUGAAACUACAGUUGAUGACUCCAUCCUUGACAGCUCCUGGGUAGACACACAAGAUGAUGAUAGGAGUAUGGCAACGGAGCAGAUUGAGCUUUUACCCAAGGUGCCCAGUCCAGUUAAGAAACCGGCUGUCGUACAGAGUAGUCUGACAAAACAACGAAGUACGGAAAAACAAGAAAAAUCUGUCAAACCCAAAACUAAAGGAGGGCGAGCUAAAGGACGCAUCUCCACUCCUGAACGCAAACCUGUUCGCAAAGAGCCCAUCUACAUACCCAGAGAAGAGAUCAAAAAGAAAAAAGCCAUCAUAAAGAAGACUGAGUUCAACAAAAAAGUGGAGACUCAGACUCUGUCUCCGUCCAAGCGGAGCGCCAUGAAGACAGCAGUCCGUCACACGAGGCCGAUCCAGCAUCACUCCUGCCCAAGAAGGAGACCCACAGAAGCCCUUUCAGACAGUCGCCACCCUCUUAGUGUUGCCAGACAGUCUCGAGACAGAGCAUCAGAUGGUGGGUCACGGAGUCCAGUAAAAAGAUCAUCUGCACCACGUCAUGCCUCUAUCCUGGGUCGCCGUGGCUACCACGAACACGAGGAGAGUUCAACCUCCAUCACCAGCUCUGGAUCGACUGCUCCCCGCAGACCCACAUCAUUUCGCACUGAAAUGAGAGCAGAGCAUAGGAUAGGACGAGCCCCAAGCAUGACAGUUACAGAAUCGGUACGUUCCCGUUCAGCUCGCAGUGGGCACUCCACCCCUCGUACCCCGGGCUCCACAGCCAUCACCCCAGGAACCCCUCCCAGCUACUCGUCAUCUUCAAGAACUCCCGGGACCCCGCGCUCCCUCAGUUUGAUUUCCCAGGAGAGGAAAGUGGCGGUGGUCCGCACCCCACCAAAGUCACCCGCAACCACUCCCAAGCAGCUGCGCAUCAUCAACCAGCCGCUGCCUGACUUCAAGAAUGUCAAGUCCAAGAUUGGGUCAACAGAGAAUAUCAAAUACCAGCCAAAAGGAGGACAGGUACAAAUACAGAACAAGAAGAUUGACCUGAGCCAUGUGACCUCCAAAUGUGGUUCUCUCGACAACAUUCAUCAUCGACCAGGUGGCGGUAAUGUGCGAAUAGAGAGUGUGAAGUUGGAUUUCAAAGACAAAGCUCAAGCCAAGGUGGGUUCACUGGAGAAUGCACAUCAUAUUCCUGGUGGAGGUCGCAUUAUGAUUGAGAGCCACAGGCUGACAUUUCGUGAGCAUGCAAAGGCCCGUGUUGACCAUGGAGCUGAGAUCAUCGUCCAGUCACCUGGUCUGUCAGGCUCCGUCUCUCCCCACCAUCAGAAGGAAAGCCAGCUGUCGUCCUCUGGCAGUCUCAACAUAAUGGAGUCUCCACAGUUAGCAACCUUGGCCAAGGAUGUAAGUGAUGCCUUAGCCAAGCAGGGCUUGUGAACACUGGACCUCUAGACUGCUGCUGUGCAUCCAAGACACCCUCACCUUUAAGAACUCUUCUGCCCUCUCUCGCCAUCAUGAAACAAAGUGGUUACCAUUGAUGCUCAGCACACAGAGGUUUCCUUAACAUCUUUAUCGCAGCAUCUGUCACUAAACUCUAAGCAGAGACUAGACUUAGAAGCUACUGUGUUUUGGUCUUCUAUUUUUAACCUUAAACAUGUGUUUUUUCUGAUUUGUUUUGUGGAUAUUCCUUUAUGUUUUGAACAAUGUUUCGCAUAGUUAGACUGGGCGUUUGCUCUAGAUUAAGUGGUAUAUCUGUCAACACUGGCUUUACUGGUCUUGGAUCAGCGUAUCGAAGAAGCGACAGCCUUUUUUUUUCUACUCUAAGCAAC
This is a messenger RNA of Poecilia latipinna (sailfin molly), 6316 nucleotides long. It is a transcript of the gene map2, whose product is annotated as microtubule-associated protein 2. The record is from RefSeq and is a predicted model, not a curated record. The coding region runs from base 339 to 5924 and encodes 1861 amino acids. Gene Ontology annotation, cellular component: neuron projection. Gene Ontology annotation, molecular function: microtubule binding. NCBI's taxonomy places the organism in Eukaryota, Metazoa, Chordata, Actinopteri, Cyprinodontiformes, Poeciliidae. Gene Ontology annotation, biological process: neuron projection development; microtubule cytoskeleton organization. The transcript has 20 exons.